AUGGCGGAAGAGGCUGAAGCCAGGAUCCGAACAGGCAAGCAAAAUCACACCGGAACCGAAACCAUUCUCUCUGUCUUCGCCGCGCCCCGGAAGGCCACUCUCACCUCCCCGUCUCCACCGCCACCCGGCAGGGUAGGCCCCGCGAGACGCCCAGUCGGAUUUGGCGCAAGCUCAGCAAGAGCCGUCCGAGCAGUAGCGACGGGAGCGGGGGGCUGUUUUGGAGACGGAGCAGGUCGCGGACGCGUGACAGAGCGUCAGCGAGUCUUCCUGUUCUGCACAAGAGGCCCGCUUGCCCUGGUGGAAGGCCCCGAGUACCCGAACCAGCCAUCCAACAAGUGUCGAAAGACCUCCGCAGGCCACACGGGCGGGGCGGCAACGGAGGAAAGGCUACUGAAGCUCGGGGCCGUUGAAACGGUCCAACGAUUCCUUCGGCGGCCGCAACCAUCCGGUGGGCAAAGGCAAGAUCGGCAAGCUCUUCCGUAA
Molecule: messenger RNA, 483 nt
Organism: Puccinia triticina
Lineage: Eukaryota; Fungi; Basidiomycota; Pucciniomycetes; Pucciniales; Pucciniaceae
Exons: 2
Coding region: 1-483 (160 amino acids)
Source: RefSeq, a predicted model, not a curated record